Molecule: messenger RNA, 1344 nt
Organism: Symbiodinium natans
Lineage: Eukaryota; Dinophyceae; Suessiales; Symbiodiniaceae
Source: the annotation of a GenBank genome assembly
AUGGUGGGCCUGUGCUGGGCAUCGCUCGAUGCCGCUUACAAGCACAUGUCAUGGCAUGAGAGCUUUGCACCAGAGGUAAUUGUCAACACCGUCUUCAUUGGGCUGGAUGUUCAGUACACGAUCUGGAACGAUGGGGUCCAGCCAGUUGGAUUUCAUGUGGCAAGCUACGUGUUCUCGUCCUUGUUCCUUGUCGAGCUCUGCCUGCGGCUCUACGUUGAAGGCAAGGAUCUUUAUUGUGGAGAAGACUGGAUGUGGGGCUGGCUUGACACCUUCAUCGUUUUCACAGCGCUGUGGGAUAUUGUAGUGGAUGUUUGGAUGGCUGCGCAAGGUACCAGUGAGUCCGUCGCUGACGUGUCCGGGCUCAGAGCCUUCCGGAUCAUUCGCAUCACACGUAUCGUCAAAGCGGUGCGCUUGAUGCGGAUCUUCCGGUUUGUGAUGGCGCUGAGGAUGCUGGUUUCAUCCAUAGUAAAUACGUUGAAGUCGCUGUUCUGGGCCCUGGUUCUGCUGGCGCUCAUUGUUUACGUGUUCGGCGUUGUUUUCGCUCAAGCUACGAACGACUAUCUCAAGGACCCGGAAACGGAGAUGCCAGAAGUGUACAGGGACAGCUUGAAGGUCCGCUUCGGCACUGUUCUGGACUCCAUGCUGUCCCUGUUCAUGAGCAUCACCGACGGAAUCAGCUAUGUUGAGCUGCUCAUGCCAGUAUCAUAUAUGUCAUCCGUGUGGGUCUUCGUCUUCCUUUUCUACGUGAGUUUCACUUAUUUUGCAGUUCUUAAUGUUGUCACAGGAGUUUUUUGCCACUCAGCCAUCGAAUCGGCGCAGAACGACCAUGCGGCGGUUGUUCAGAACAUCCUGGAGAACAAGGAAACUCACAUGCGCAAGCUCCGCCAACUUUUCACAAAGUUCAACGCAGACGGCAACGCAGAGCUGGAAGCCACUAUCACGUUCCCAAUGUUUGAGGAGAAGAUUGGCACAGAAGCGGUGCGAGAAUACUUCGAAAGUCUGAGCUUGGAUGUUUGGGAUGCCUGGUCAUUCUUCAAACUCCUGGACCUGGACGAGGGUGGUGCAGUUUCCGUGGAUGAGUUCUUAAUGGGAUGUUUACGAUUCCGAGGACCUGCUCGUGCCAUGGAUGUCGGCAAGCUACUUCGUGAUCAGACAUGGCUCAUGAAGGCACAAAGCCGCUUCCAAGCGCAUGCGGAGGUGGAGCUUCGAGAUUUGAAGACACAGCUGAAUCUCAUUGUCGAUGCCUUGCAGAGAGACGCUUCAGGUGUGCUUACUCCACGAUCUCUUUCUUCCACGCAGUCCGACGGUUACAAUGGCUCAGUGUGCCUAGCCGUUCCCGAAUGA